CUGGUUUUCGCUGCACUGACUAUAGUACCAGCGAGGAUUGGUCACUGGGUGAAAACAACUUUACGCACACCUUCUCAUCGAUCCACGACGAAUGGAUUGUAAGGCAAGUUCGCACUUAAAAUUUUAUAUAAGAUAAAAAUUACGACAAAAUGUUAUUAAAUAAGGGCAUUAAUGUUAAAAGACUUAUAACAAAAUAUCACGAUGCGAUUAAUUCUUUAUUUUUUGUUAACAGCUACAGAAGUUGCUGUUGGAUAUCUUUAUUCCGGUAUGGUGGCAGUUGGCGAUGGCUCGUAUCAACGACCGUAAACCUUACCAGGCGGUUAGAUACUGGGAGAAUUAACUCGUCUCCUGUAUCAAGAAGCCCCGCUAUUAUAUGCUGGUCUGAAGGCUGUCCCAGUCAGUCUGUACGGAUCCCAAUAGAAGACGCCGACGGAGAUGUGGUAAAAUGUCGCUAUGCAAAAUACUCCGAGUCCUACUUUAACAACGAUAGUUUCCCUUAUGGCACAUUUGAUGAG
Porites lobata is the source of this 515-nucleotide messenger RNA. The record is from the annotation of a GenBank genome assembly. NCBI's taxonomy places the organism in Eukaryota, Metazoa, Cnidaria, Anthozoa, Scleractinia, Poritidae.